Molecule: messenger RNA, 1723 nt
Organism: Erinaceus europaeus (western European hedgehog)
Lineage: Eukaryota; Metazoa; Chordata; Mammalia; Eulipotyphla; Erinaceidae
Gene: QRSL1
Product: glutaminyl-tRNA amidotransferase subunit QRSL1
Exons: 11
Coding region: 52-1698 (548 amino acids)
Biological process (GO): glutaminyl-tRNAGln biosynthesis via transamidation; mitochondrial translation
Cellular component (GO): mitochondrion; glutamyl-tRNA(Gln) amidotransferase complex
Molecular function (GO): glutaminyl-tRNA synthase (glutamine-hydrolyzing) activity
Source: RefSeq, a predicted model, not a curated record
GUUCGGUGACAAGCCAAGAUGGCUGCGCCCAUGUACUCCGGGCGGCGGUAGAUGACCUUUCUUUUUUCAUUUUUCUCCCUCGAUCACUGUGGAAGCAGACUAGGGACGAAGACCAUGCUGGGCCGGAGCCUCCGAGAAGUUUCUGCAGCACUAAAGCAAGGCCAAAUUACUCCAACUGAACUUUGUCAAAAAUGUCUCUCUCUUAUAAAGAAGACCAAGUUUUUAAAUGCUUACAUUACUGUAUCAGAAGAAGUGGCCUUAAAGCAAGCAGAAGAAUCAGAGAGAAGAUAUAAGAAAGGUCAUUCACUUGGGAAUUUAGAUGGAAUUCCUGUUGCAAUAAAAGACAACUUUAGCACAUCUGGCAUUAAGACAACAUGUGCAUCAAACAUGCUGAAAGAUUAUAUACCACCUUAUAAUGCUACCGUUGUCCAAAAACUGUUAGAUCAGGGAGCUAUAUUAAUGGGAAAAACAAAUUUAGAUGAGUUUGCCAUGGGAUCUGGAAGCACGGACGGUGCGUUUGGACCAGUUAAAAAUCCCUGGAGUUACUCAAAACAGCACAAAGCAAAGAGGAAGGAGAAGCCCCACGCUGAGAGCGAAGAUCCAGAUUGGCUCAUAGCCGGGGGAAGUUCGGGAGGGAGCGCAGCCGCUGUGUCAGCAUUCACGUGCUUUGCGGCUUUAGGGUCAGAUACAGGAGGGUCAACCAGAAACCCAGCUGCCCACUGUGGAGUCGUUGGCUUUAAACCAAGCUAUGGUUUAGUUUCUCGUCAUGGUCUCAUUCCCCUGGUGAAUUCAAUGGAUGUGCCAGGAAUCUUAACCAGAUGUGUGGAUGAUGCAGCAAUUGUCUUGGGUGUACUGGCUGGACACGACCCCAAGGACUCUACCACAGUGCAAGAUCCUUUUAAACCCUUUACGCUUCCCACCUUGACAGAUGUGAGCAAACUCCGUGUAGGAAUUCCAAAGGAAUACCUUGUGCCUGAACUAUCAAGGGAAGUACAGUCUCUUUGGUCCAAGGCUGCUGACCUCUUUGAGUCUGAGGGAGCCAAAGUAAUUGAAGUGUCCCUGCCCCACACCAGCUACUCUAUUGUCUGCUACCAUGUACUGUGCACAGCAGAAGUGGCGUCGAAUAUGGCAAGAUUUGAUGGACUAGAGUACGGUCACAGAUGUAACAUUGAUCUGUCUACAGAAGCGAUGUAUGCUGCAACCAGACGAGAAGGGUUCAAUGACGUGGUGAGAGGGAGAAUUCUCUCAGGAAAUUAUUUCUUAUUAAAAGAAAACUAUGAGAAUUAUUUUGUCAAGGCGCAGAAAGUGAGAAGACUCAUUGCUAAUGACUUUGUGAAUGUUUUCAACUCGGGGGUGGAUGUCCUCCUAACCCCCACCACGUUGGGUGAAGCGGUCCCGUACAAGGAGUUCAUCAAAGAAGACAACCGAACGCGAAGUGCCCAGGAUGAUAUCUUCACACAGGCUGCAAAUAUGGCAGGGCUGCCGGCAGUGAGUGUCCCUGUGGCUCUGUCCAACCAGGGGCUGCCUGUGGGACUGCAGCUCAUCGGACCUGCGUUCUCUGACCAGCAGCUUCUUACAGUCGCCAGAUGGUUUGAAAAGCAAAUCCACUUCCCUGUUAUUCAGCUUCAAGAAAUAAUGGAUGAUUUUUCAUCGGUCUCUGAAAAUGAAAAGUUACCUUCUAUCUCUCUAAAGCAGUAACCAUAAAACAUCACACAACUUUAAA